CGAUGCUCGGAGCUGCAGAAACAGAGGGGCUUUCUCACAUUUCCCGACCUGUCCCCGGCUGCGACCGCCGCUCUGCCGCUUCCACAACACGGCCGACAGAAAACCGAGGCGACCACCCGCUCCAGGCUCCCUCUACAGCCCCGUUUACCCCAACCAGCCCGGACCAAAACCCACCAGGAGCGGCUUGGGUCCUGUGAGAGAGCGAUGUCGUUUUGAUGACCUGCUUGGCCCCGGUUUCCUCCAGAGAUUGUUCUCCUCUCAGACAAGCGGUGCACAUUGUCGCCAGGAUAUGGUUGGAGGAUUCACGUGAUGGAUAGGUGAUGGAGUUCCCCGCCGUCCGUCUCCCCCAGUGACUCGCCCUUCUCUGCAUCUCGGGCUCAGGCACGAGGGUGUACCCGCGACCCACGACCCCUCCACUUCUUUGAAAUGGUGACAUAAGCGGCGGUGCAACAUGAGGGAACGCCAACGUGACAGCCUUCUUUCCAUGUUCAGUGGCUGCUGCAGCUGCUAUUUUCCUGCAGCUUAUUUUUAGCUCUGUAACAAUCACCUCGGCUGUGAGAAAUCCCGGCCUGCCUCGUUGUUUUUAUUCUUUUUUUAUUUUUAUUUUCCCCCUCUGCCUAUGCUGAGAGAAACUGUCCCCCAGGCGUGUUGCUGGGCCAGUAGGGCGGAGCAGUGCGGCGAGAGACGAUGCUGGGAUGCGUGACGCGCCUCCGUCGGAUGGUCCGCCUCCUUCCCCUACAGACCUCCCUGCUCCUCCUCUUCCUCUUCUGCACUGUCAGCGUCUUCAUCUUCUCCUACUUCCUCUAUGGCGUCAAGCGAGAGCCGGAGCCUUCGGCGGUGGGCAUGUCCGGACCCGACGGAGCGUCCGCAGACUCGGACUACCCGAGGGUCAUUCCUUCCCGGCUCUUGCCGGUGCGAAGCGUCCCCGGGGUAUCCGGGUUGGACCUGGGAGGGACCAGGACAGAUCCUGUGGUUCUGGUGUUUGUGGAAAGCCAAUAUUCUCAACUGGGGCAGGAGAUCGUGGCCAUCUUGGAGUCUGGUCGGUUCAAGUACCGGACUGAGAUUUCUCCCGGGAAGGGGGACAUGCCCACCCUGACUGACAAAGAAAGGGGGCGUUUUACGCUGGUGAUUUACGAGAACAUUCUUAAGUAUGUGAACUUGGACGCUUGGAACCGAGAGCUGCUGGACAAAUACUGUGUGGAGUACGGAGUCGGCAUCAUUGGCUUCUUCAAGGCCAAUGAAAACAGUCUGCUCAGCGCGCAGCUGAAAGGCUUCCCCCUCUUUCUUCACUCCAACUUGGGUUUAAAGGACUGCACCGUCAACCCCAAGUCGCCGCUCCUCUUCAUCACUCGGGCCGGCCAGACGCUGCCCGGUCCUCUCCCGGGAGACGACUGGACCGUGUUUCAGUCCAACCACUCCACAUAUGAGCCCGUUCUAAUGGCGAAGACCCAGUCGGCCGAGAGCGUGGCGUCUCUGGGGCAGAAUGCAGCCAUGCUGCCCUCUGUGGUGCAGGACCUGGGGCUUCAUGAUGGCAUCCAGAGGGUCCUGUUUGGCAAUAAUUUGAACUUUUGGUUGCACAAGCUGGUGUUUGUGGAUGCUGUGGCUUUUCUCACCGGGAAGAGGCUCUCGCUGUCUCUGGAGCGGUACCUGCUGGUGGACAUAGAUGACAUCUUUGUCGGCAAGGAGGGCACCCGCAUGAAGGUGCCUGAUGUAAAGGCCCUGCUGGAGACGCAAAGGGAGCUGCGCACCCAUGUGCCCAACUUCACCUUCAAUCUGGGCUUCUCAGGGAAAUUCUUUCACGCUGGAUCAGAUGAGGAGGACCUAGGAGAUGAUCUGCUGCUGUCCCAUGUGAAGGACUUCUGGUGGUUUCCUCACAUGUGGAGCCACAUGCAGCCUCAUUUAUUCCACAACCAGUCCGUGCUGGCCGAGCAGAUGUUGCUAAACAAGAAAUUUGCCAUGGAGCACGGGAUUCCUACGAACAUGGGCUACGCUGUGGCCCCCCACCACUCCGGGGUCUACCCUGUACAUAUGCAGCUGUACGACGCCUGGAAAAGAGUUUGGGGAAUCAAAGUGACCAGCACAGAGGAAUACCCUCACCUAAAGCCUGCUCGCUUCCGGCGAGGGUUCGUCCAUAGCGGCAUUAGCGUGUUGCCCCGGCAGACUUGUGGUCUUUUCACACACACCAUCUUCUAUAAAGACUACCCAGGCAGCCCGAACGAACUGGACAAGCUCAUCAAUGGGGGGGAACUCUUCCUCACCGUCCUGCUGAACCCUAUCAGCAUUUUCAUGACCCAUCUAUCCAACUAUGGGAACGACCGGCUUGGUCUGUACACCUUCAAAAGCUUGGUGAUGUUUGUGAAGAUGUGGACCAACCUGAAGAUGCAGACUCUGCCUCCCAUCCAGCUGGCUCAGAAGUACUUCAGCUUGUUUCCAUCGGAGAGGGAUCCUCUCUGGCAGGAUCCUUGUGAGGAUAAAAGACACAAGGACAUCUGGUCCAAAGAGAAAACAUGUGACCGCUUCCCAAAGCUGCUUGUCAUUGGGCCUCAGAAGACAGGAACGACAGCUCUCUACCUGUUCCUUGGCAUGCAUCCCGACUUGACAAGCAACUAUCCAAGCAAGGAGACGUUUGAGGAGAUCCAGUUCUUCAAUGGACACAACUAUCACCGAGGCAUUGAUUGGUAUAUGGAGUAUUUUCCUCUGCCCUCCAACACCAGUUCAGAUUACUACUUUGAGAAGAGUGCCAACUACUUUGACUCUGAAGUGGCUGCUCAGAGGGCUGCAGCUCUCCUGCCCAAAGCUAAGAUCAUCACCAUCCUCAUUAACCCAGCGGACAGAGCUUACUCCUGGUACCAGCACCAAAGAGCCCAUGAUGACCCAGUGGCCCUGAAGUACUCCUUCCAUGAUGUCAUCACCGCAGCCCGUGAUGCUCCAAUCAAACUGCGGGUGCUACAGAACCGCUGCCUGGUGCCGGGAUGGUACGCCGUCCACCUGGAGCGCUGGCUGAAUCACUACCACUCCAGCCAGCUGUUGGUUUUGGACGGACAGAUGCUGAAGACAGAGCCUGCCUCGGUCAUGGAUAAAAUCCAGAAGUUUCUUGGCCUCCCCAACGUCAUCAAUUACCACAAGAUCUUAGCGUUUGAUCCCAAGAAAGGCUUCUGGUGUCAGCUGCUGGAGGGAGGAAAGACCAAGUGUCUAGGAAAGAGUAAAGGACGCAGAUACCCUGACAUGGACCCUGAGUCUCAGGAGUUCCUCAGGGACUAUUACCGGGACCACAACAUUGAGCUAUCUAAGCUGCUCUACAGGAUGGGUCAGCCGCUACCCAGCUGGCUCAGAGAAGAACUGGUCCACACCAGGUAGCAGCACCGCUGCAGGAUGAAACCACAGCUCCACGCUCCUGAAACUCUGCUCCACCCCACAGAGCUCACAGGUCUGAGAGAGACCGGGAAGACCGUAGCCGGGCAUUGAGAUAAGAAAACGGCGUUCUGAACAUGAAGUCGAAGAUUCUCUUAGUUAAGAGCAGACUGGAUUCAGGACUGCCCUAAAACUAGAUCCUGAGGAUUUCAGUACGACUCGGUGACGCACAGCAGGGUCCUCCAGUGUUUGAUCAUCCCAGUCUCAUUAAUCAAACUAUCACCGCAUAAACUUUGUUUGCCCGAGACUGGAAAAAAAAACCUAAACAAACAAAAAAGAACUUUGGGCCAUUUUUUUUCUCCGAGUUCUGCAAACAGGUGACAGACGUAAACACUAUCACUUGUCCUGAGUGAUGAGACAUGAUGUUUGGACAGCAGUACAUGGAGCAGCACAGUGUCGAAUCAAUGAAUGGCAGCAUGAUGGACUUGUUGAUUCAAGUUACUUUUGAUAGGAGUGAAUGAGCGGUAGGUGAGGACGCGAGGAGUCCUGACUCAGGCUGCAUCUUGUAGCUUUCCUCGAAAGGCCUUGGUAGAAUCUAGUUAUUGCAUUUACAAGUGCCAGGACAGAAACUAUCGUCAAACUAUCAACCUCUUGGAUUUUUUUUAGGGUUUUUAUUUUCUUUGUUUGGAUCCGCUCCUCUUAUUUUUAUUUUUUCGUCUGAUUUUAACAUUUCUUUAGUGCUGACGGAAAUGCACAUUUGUUAGAAUGUACCAAAACUAAACCUGUUUGAGGAGUCGUUUCCACACGAGCAGGACGUGCAGCAACAUUAUGGGCCCAGCCUGCUUCGGGGUCUGCUUCACGACCACCGAGAUGUCCGAGGCGGGAUCAGCAGGACGGAAAGCACAAAGGCACUCUGGGAGGAGCGUCCACCCUGAUCGAACAGGUUAACUGGAAAGCACACUAACUUGAUGGUUCCUACUGCAAUCUGUGAAGAAGAUCAUAAGCUAACUACUGUAUGCAUGGUCCUACAGAUUGUGUACAGAAGAAAAAAAAAGUGCAUUUCAAAAUGUUAGCUUUUUUUUGUUUUUAUUUAGUUUUUAAUUUCACUUACAAUAGGAGUGUAGAUCUGGGAGGAAAAAAUAAAAACAGAC
This is a messenger RNA of Cyprinodon variegatus (sheepshead minnow), 4502 nucleotides long. RefSeq names its product bifunctional heparan sulfate N-deacetylase/N-sulfotransferase 1-like (gene ndst1a). Gene Ontology annotation, cellular component: Golgi apparatus. The record is from RefSeq and is a predicted model, not a curated record. NCBI's taxonomy places the organism in Eukaryota, Metazoa, Chordata, Actinopteri, Cyprinodontiformes, Cyprinodontidae. Bases 688 to 3357 code for a protein of 889 amino acids. Gene Ontology annotation, molecular function: deacetylase activity; heparan sulfate N-sulfotransferase activity. The transcript is spliced from 15 exons.